Molecule: messenger RNA, 1383 nt
Organism: Closterium sp. NIES-65
Lineage: Eukaryota; Viridiplantae; Streptophyta; Zygnematophyceae; Desmidiales; Closteriaceae
Source: the annotation of a GenBank genome assembly
AUGCCACCGUUGUUUCGUGGGGCAUCCCCUCGUGCCUCGCUUCCCGUCGUGGCGCCGCGCCUCGCCGCGCUUCCUGUCCCAUCGUGGCGCCUCCCCUCCCCUCGUCGCGCCUCUGCUCCUUACAUCGCCUCCCCCUGUCGCCGUGCCCAAGUCGCGAGCUUUUCCGUCCGCCCGUCGCUCGCCAAUCUGCACGUAGCUCUCCCUUCCGCCCAUCGCUCUCCUUUCCGCCCAUCGCUCUCCCUUCCGCCCGUUGCCCUCCCUUCCUCCCGUCGUUCUACCUUCCACCGUCGCCCUUCUUUCCCGUCGUCGUCCUCCCUUCCGCCCGUAACCCUCCCUUCUUCCCAUCGCCCUCCCUUCUUCUCAUCGCCCUCCUUGCUGCUCGUCUCCUCGCUUUCCCCGUCAACCUGUCUCCUUGUCGGCCGUCGCAAUCUCCAGGGUUCCCCUCUCUCCUCGUCGCACUCGCGUUCCCCGUCUCCUUGCUUUCCCCGUCUCCUCGUUUUCCCUGUCGCCAUCCAAUGCUCGUCGCCCUCGCCCGUCUCCCUUCCCAUCUCGCACACUUGUCACCCUCCCAUCUCUCCCCUCACUCACUCCCUUCCACCCAAGAAUCCCCUUCGAUCCCCCCACUUAUACCCCCUCCUGCACUGCUUCCCUCUCUCCCUAUUCCCACCAUUCUCUGCCCAGCUCCCCACCAUCCUCCGCCCUGCUCUCUCCCCGGCAUCUGCCCCGUUCUCCCCCAUCAGAUUUCCCUGUGUAAACGCGCCCCCCCUGGCCUGCUUCCCCCUAUCCUCUGAUAAUCCCCCUUCUCCCUGUCCCCGUUCCCCCUGUCCCCCUUCUCACUGUCCCCCCCGUCUCUUUGUCCCCCGUCUCCCAGUCCCCCUUCUCUCUGUCCCCCUUCUCCCACUCCCCCGUCUCCCUGUCCCCCUUCUCCCUGUCCCCCUUCUCCCUGUCCCCCUUCUCCCAGUCCCCCUUCUCCCACUCCCCGUCUCCCACUCCCCCUUCUCCCUGUCACCCUUCUCUCUGUCCCCCUUCUCCCACUCCCCCUUCUCCCAAUCCCCCUUCUCCCUGUCCCCCUUCUCUCUGUCCCCCUUCUCCCACUCCCCCUUCUCCCACUCCCCCUUCUCCCACUUCCCCUUCUCCCAGUCCCCUGUCUCCCACUCCCCCAUCUCCCAGUCCCCCUUCUCCUUGUCCCCCUUCUCUUUGUUCCCCAUCUCCCAGUCCCCCUUCUCUCUGUCCCCCUUCUCCCACUUCCCCUUCUCCCACUCCUCUUCCCACUUCCCCUUCUCCCACUCCCCCUUCUCCCUGUCUUCCUGCUCCCUGUCCCCCUUCUCCCUUUCCUCUUUCUCCCUAUCCCCUUCUCCCUGUCCCCUUUCUCCCUGUCCCUAA